ACCCACCCACCCACCCACAGACUAGCAGGAAGAACAACCCCUUGUUUCAAUUAACCGGCGCCUAUAUUAUUCGGAGUCUCUGCCCCACUUUCACUCUCUAAACAUCUUUGCGCGCCUCCGCAUUCCCGCGAAUCAAACCCCCCCGCACAAUUCUCUGUCUCUUCUCUCCCAAAUUUCCCUCUCUAGAUUCCUUUCAUGUCUGAUUCAAAUUCUCUCGCUCUCCUCGUAGCUCUAUCUAUCUAACAACACUCUCUCUCUAUAGAUAUAUAUAUAUAUAUAUAUAUAUAUAAAUUUUGAGGAUCGCGGAUCAAAAGCCCAUACUUGCUCAUAACUCGAUCCGAGUAUGUCGAAAUCUUUACCUUACUCAAUGAAAGAUGUUCACUACGACAACGCCAAGUUUCGCCACCGAUCGCUCCUCAAGGCGAUUACUCAGACUUUGCUCACCACAAAUGUGAAGAAUCGCUAUAUGAAAUGUAGUACAGGAAGGUUUUUGGUGUUAUUAAUGAUUGGUGGUUUAGCAUAUCUUAUGCUAACCCGCACGAGCCCCAUCCAUUCUGUUUCUGAUGGUCUAGCACAAGAUAUUGGGACAAAGGAUGGAGAUAAGCUCAUGACGGGCGGUGGCAGCAGAUUUGGCAGAUUUUGGAGAAAACCACCAAGGCUUCCUCCUCGGUUAACGCCUGAUGAAAUUGGCAGUAAUAAUAAUUCCAUUCAUGAUCCUGAGAAGCUAAAUGAAGCUCCUAAAUGGAUAGCUAGGCAACAAAGUGUUAAGAAGGCAUUUAUCCAUGCAUGGUCUGGCUAUAAGAACUAUGCAAUGGGUUAUGACGAGCUUAUGCCACUGAGCCAGAGGGGAGUAGAUGGCUUGGGAGGUCUAGGUGCUACUGUUGUGGAUGCUCUUGACACGGCCAUGAUAAUGGGACUUGAUGACGUUGUUUCUGAUGCAGGUUCAUGGAUUGAAACUCACCUUCCAGAUAGGUUUAGUCAGAAAGGCCAAGUUAAUUUAUUUGAAACUACCAUCCGUGUUCUUGGUGGUCUUCUAAGUGCUUAUCAUUUAAGUGGGGGAGAACAAGGGAAAAUUCCAAUAAACAAGGGCCCUAAACCAGUUCUCUAUCUUGAAAUUGCUAGGAACUUGGCUGAUCGUCUGCUAACUGCUUUUACUUCAAGUCCAACUGCUAUUCCCUUCAGCGACGUUGUUUUGCGUGACCGCUCUGCACAUCCUGCUCCUGGUGGACUGAGUAGCACUUCAGAAGUUUCCACUUUACAGCUUGAGUUCAACUAUCUCAGUUCUCUUACUGGUGAUCCCAAAUACAGUUCAGAAUCUAUGAAGGUUUUGGAGCAUUUGAAGACUCUCCAAAAGGUGGAAGGAUUGACUCCUAUUUACAUAAGCCCUCACUCUGGUGAAUUUAGUGGAGAAAAUAUCAGAUUGGGAUCUCGUGGUGACAGCUACUAUGAGUACCUUAUAAAAGUAUGGCUUCAGAAUCGAGAAAGCAAUUGGACGUACUUAUAUCAUAUGUAUGAGGAAGCAAUGAAGGGUGUCAAGCACCUUCUAGUUCGGAAAUCUAUCCCAAAUGGAUUGGUUUUUGUGGGCGAAUUACCUUAUGGGCCUAGUGGUGCUUUUAGUCCUAAAAUGGAUCACCUGGUUUGUUUCCUGCCUGGUACUCUUGCGCUUGGUGCCACCAAAGGCAUUACAAAGGAAAAGGCUAUGAAAAACAAUUUGCUCACCUUUGAAGACUUGGAAAAUUUGAAGCUUGCAGAAGAUCUGGCUAAGACAUGCUUUGAGAUGUAUUCAGUCACUUCUACUGGUCUUGCACCAGAAAUUGUGUAUUUCAAUAUGGAGGAAAACCCUGAAGGAGGUCUUGAUGGUGGAAACAAGAGUUCGAAAUAUGUAAAUGAUAUAAUAAUCAAACCUGCUGAUCGUCACAAUCUUCUGCGUCCUGAAACUGUUGAAUCAUUGUUUGUUUUAUAUCGCAUUACAGAAGAUCCAAAAUAUCGUGAAUGGGGUUGGGAGAUUUUUGAGGCAUUUGAGAAAUACACAAAGAUUGAUUCGGGGGGUUACAGUUCUCUAGAUGAUGUCACCACACUUCCUCCACAAAGAAGAGAUAAGAUGGAGACCUUCUUCUUGGGCGAAACACUGAAGUAUUUAUAUUUGCUGUUUGGGGAUAGUACAGUAAUUCCUUUGGAUGAGUUUGUUUUUAACACGGAAGCUCAUCCUUUUCCUAUUAAAGUCUCUGCUAGGAGGGAAUAAAUACUGCAGCCGAAGUGCAGUACGAGUUAAAGCAUGUAAGAACUAAGUUGCAUGUCAGUGAGCACAGAUUGAAUUACUGGUGUACAUUUUAUAUGGGUCCUAUUAUCACAUCGGAAAAGGAAAUUUGGCCAUGACAUUUGAAGUAUUAAGGGCAGCUCAACUUGAUUUUUCCUGGUGAUGUGCAUCAGUGUUUUUAUCUGCAUCCUUGCGUAUCACAUUGAAGACCUAGGAGGGAAAUUUUGGGAAUUCUCUAGCUGUAUUGUUGCUCACAAGAUUAGGAUUCAUGACCAUCUUGCAAUAUUUAUUUCUUUAAGUAGAUACAGUCAUAUGAUUGGACAGAGUUUUUCCUCCUGUAAUCUGUUGAAGGCAUCCAUAUUUAAUUGAUUUCCCCAGUUGUCCAAUACCUUUUA
Molecule: messenger RNA, 2652 nt
Organism: Cornus florida
Lineage: Eukaryota; Viridiplantae; Streptophyta; Magnoliopsida; Cornales; Cornaceae
Product: mannosyl-oligosaccharide 1,2-alpha-mannosidase MNS3
Exons: 6
Coding region: 344-2242 (632 amino acids)
Biological process (GO): carbohydrate metabolic process; N-glycan processing
Cellular component (GO): endosome; endoplasmic reticulum; trans-Golgi network
Molecular function (GO): mannosyl-oligosaccharide 1,2-alpha-mannosidase activity; calcium ion binding
Source: RefSeq, a predicted model, not a curated record